AUGGCCACCAACCCGCAGCCCCCGCCACCCCCGCCGCCGCCCCCUCAGCAGCCGCCGCCGCUGCCGGGGGCCGGGGCCGGAGCGGGGGGCGGUGCGGCCGAACCCGAGCUGGUCUCCAUGAUCGUGAACCACCUCAAGAGCCAGGGGCUCUUCGACCAGUUCCGCCGCGACUGCCUGGCCGACGUGGACACCAAGCCUGCCUACCAGAAUCUGAGACAGCGCGUUGACAACUUUGUUUCCAAUCAUUUGGCGACUCAUACCUGGAGUCCUCAUCUCAACAAGAACCAGCUGAGAAAUAACAUUAGGCAGCAGGUUCUCAAGUCUGGAAUGUUGGAAUCUGGAAUUGACAGAAUUAUUUCUCAGGUUGUGGACCCAAAGAUCAACCAUACAUUUAGACCUCAGGUGGAAAAAGCUGUCCAUGAAUUUUUAGCCACAUUGAAUCACAAAGAGGAGGCAGGGCCCAGUACAGCUCCGAGUGAGGAAAAAGCAGAUGCUUCUGUUACAGUGCAAGGUGUCUCUGCUACAACUCCUAGUGCUAACGUAGCUAGUGAUGCAAUGUCCAUUUUGGAAACAAUUACGUCUCUUAACCAAGAAGCAAGUGCUGCCAGGGCUUCAACAGAGACCUCAAAUUCCAAGAACAAUGACAAAGUUGCAAAAAAACUCUCAUCUCAGCAGAGUGUGGAUGGUAGCACUGAUAAAGACAAAAACAUGGAGGACUUGCCAGACAGAGAGAAAGCAAUUUGUGACCUUUCGGGAGAAGGGGCUGAAACACUUGCAAAGUGUGAAGAUGUAAAUGAGCUUCCCUACCAAAGUGAAGAAAUAAAAAAUUCAGCAAAGGAUACUAAUGUUUGGACUUUUACAAGUAAAGAUAUUCAACAGGAAAGUGAAGAUCAAAAGAGUAAAUUAUUGGAUAAAUGUGACAAGAAACCAGAGAGCAGUGAAAAAAGUGAAAGAAGAAAAGAAAAGAAAGAAAAACUUGACAAGAAGUCUGACCAUUCAAAGAAAAGCGAUGAUACUGCGAAGUCAAAAGAAGAAAAGCAAGCAAAAGAAUCAGAACCAGUGAAACAGUUAGCUCCAGAAAAAAAUAGCAAUAAACAUAAAACAACUGAAAGCACGAAAGAAACUAAAGAAGAAAAUUCAUUCAUAGAUUCAGAUAUGGAUGUACUCAGUGACAUCACAGUCAGCUCUGUCCAUACCAGUGACCUUUCUUCCUUUGAAGAAGAGAGUGAAGAGGAGCCUGUAAUUUCUGACAGUACUGAAGAGGGGGAGAUCACAUCAGAUGAAGAGGAGAAAAAGAGUCAAAGUAAGACGAAGCCUCACGCUCACGAGCUGAGCGAUGGGAAAGCCAAGCCCAUUCGCAACGCGUACGUUCACAAGCCUUUCCUGUACUCCAAAUACUUCAGUGACUCUGAUGAUGAACGAACUGUGGAGCAGCUCCGUCAGUCCAUUGCCAAAGAAAAAGAAGAGAGACUCCUAAGAAGACAAAUUAACAGAGAGAGACUUGAAGAAAAACGCAAACAGAAGGCUGCAGAAAAAACAAAAUCCCUAAAAACUGGAAAUCAAAAUGCUAAAGGAAAAAGUGGCUUGCACUUAGAAGAACCGCCAUCAAAAAGUCUGGAGUCAAAAGCUACUGGUACCAGCAUUAAGGAUGUGCUUAAAGAACAGAAAAUUUUAGAAAAAAAAGUGGCCUUGAGCAGAAAAAGAAAAAGAUAUUCAAGGCGUGCUGAAGAUGGCUGCAGAAAGAAAUAUGAGCCCUCUGAAGAAGAUUCUAAAGAAGUCCAAAAGACAAAUGAGACUUGUGAAAAAAAUUCUUCCAAAGAAUUGAAGCAUAAUCAUGGGAAAAGUGAAACCCCUAAACAACUUAGAAGACUUUCAGAGUGGGGGCAUUCAACUGAGGAAACCAAAAGUGAUUCUAAAGCAGAAAAAGAACACAGAAGAAAACCCUCCACUUCUCUUCAGGCCGAAGGAGUCCAGCAGGACAGUGAAGCAAGAGAUCCAAAAAGACAAUCAGAUAGAGCAGAAGUCAAUAGUGAAGAACCACAGAAGCAGAAAUCCAUAUCUAAAAAUGAAAAACACCCCAAAAAAGAUACUGACACAGAAAUUCAACAUACGAAAAAUACUGCCAAAAAAGAAACCAAGUCUUACAGAGAUAAAAAUGAAAAGGAAAGAACUGCUUUAGAAGAUAAACUUUCUUUAAAGCACAAACAUAAAGGAGAUGGUAUUCAUAAAUCAAAUGAAGAUGUUGAACUCCAUUCAUCUGAGAGAAGUUCGAAAGGAGAGGAUGGUGGCCAGAAACAUAAUCAACAAGUAAAGGUUUCCUCAGAUGACAAAUCUGAAAGGAAAAGUAAACACCGAAGUGAACGGAAAAUAUCAGUAACAGGGAAAGAUGGGAAAACCACUUCUGAAUCAGCCCUAAAAGCUGAAGAAUUGCUGCGGAAAGAAAAUAAAAAAGACAGACAUCUCUCAACAGAAAAAUCAAGAGCAGAAUGCAAGACGAAAAGGUCCCUGAGUGAUUCUAAACCACAGAAGGAUUCCCUAAGUGCCUCAAAGCAACUUGCUUCUGCAUCACACAGAAGGAGUGAAAGCUACUCAGAAGAUAAACAUGAAAUAGAAUCGACUAACUCUGAUUGUAAUUUAAAACAUGAAGAUGGCGUUCAUAAAGAUAGACGAAGAUCUAAGAGCCUUGUAGAAGACAAGAUUUUGUUAAAGUCCAAGUCAAAGAGUCAUAGUAAACAGGUCAAAGUAUCUGAAACAGAAUUACAGGAAAAUUUAACAAAACAAGAGAUUGGACAGAAAGACAAAGAUAAGAGCCUGGAAGACAGUGAUUCAGAUAAACAACACAAAUCCAAGAAUGACGACAAAGGUUUUGAGGAGAGUGGUGCUGAGUCUGAGCUUGUGAGUGGCACACAGUCAACUCAGGGAUCACAAAAAGACUUAAGUCACAGAGCUAAGUUACAUUCUGGAGAAAAGGGAUCCGUAAAAGAAAAAUAUAGAGGUGAUAGAGAUUUAAGUAAUUCCAAGCUAGAAAGAAGGUUCUCUUCUGAAGGUCACAAAAGCAGGAACUUAAAGCACAGCAACAAGGAAAUAAAGAAGAAGGAAGAGAGCGUCAAAUCGGAAGAUAAAGAUGCUAAAGAAGUGGACAGUGGGCAUGAAAAAGUAUUGAAUGUCACAGUGACAAUGGAUAAAAAACAAAGCAAGAAGGUAUCCUGUGAAAAUAGAAAAGGCAGUGUAUCAAACCAAGAUUUACUUAAGGAGGAAAAGCAAUCAGCCAGCACAACGGAAAGCAGCCAGGCUCCAGCCCCUCAAAAGGCAACUAUGAAUAAUGAUUCUGGUCAUGCAGAAGAACUGAUGGAACUUGAUUUGAAACAAACAAAAGUACAGGAAACAUCCAACAUGGAAGGAAAAAACAUUCAAAACUCAGUCCAAGCCGCAGAUGUCAAGAAUGCAGCAAAACAAAAAGCAUCUCGCUCUAUUUCAAAUAAGGGAAUAAAACACAGCUUGGCAGAUCCUGAAACCCGUGAAUCGCGAUUUCUACCCGCAGCUGAAAAAACUGUUGAACAAGAAGCUAUUUCUAAUAAACAAGUUGGUGCCUUAGAAACUUUGUCCAAACAAGCUUCCAUGGAUCAAGGACCCAGUAAAAAAGGGGCUUCUAAAAGGAGGCUUGUGUAUGAAACAAGUGGUAGAAUCUUACGCAAUGUGCCCAGUAAAGAUCAAGCUUCAAAAGAUAGCAGAAGACCAAAGAAUUCAAAAACUGUGAUAAAUUCUAAUUCAGAUGAUGUUCCUUUAGCAAUUAGUUCUUCCAGAGAAGAUGCUGCUGAUGCAAAGUCCAUGGAUAUGGAUGUCUCAGAUUUUACAAAUUCCCUAGGUAGUAUGUCUAAAGAAUGCCGUAAUUCUGGUGAGACUUCUUCAUUGAAAGACACUUCCACUUUGAAAAAUGAUGAAGCACAGGUUGUAUACAUGGAGCAAGAUAGUGCAGUGCCGAGUUCUGUCGUGAAAGAUGAUGGUAACAACACCAUGACAAACAGUAUAGGAAAAGAUAGCAAGGUCCCCCAGCCUGAUGAAGAGGCAAUGGAAGACAGUACAGCUGGGUUACCUAGUCAAGAAGAUUCUAAUGAAGCAGCAAAGUCGGAAAGCUCUCAGGACAGAGAGUUGAAAAUAAAAGAGGAAAACUUGAUGUCUGAUGUAACUGAAGAUUGUGGAGAUGUAACAGCAAAAGAACUUCCCCUUAGAAGAAAAGAAAGAGAGCACUUGAAUAGAGAGCCUUCCACAAAGGGAGAAAGAAGCGUAAUGAUGAAUAAUGUGGAAAAGAAUGAGAUGCAUGACGAUGAUCUGAUACAGUCUUCCUCUGUAGUAGUGCCUGAAGGAGUUCCUGAGGAAAGUGUCAAAGACUCUGUUACAGCCAAUGGGCAGGAAGGGAAUAGUCUGGUUGGCGUGGAAGACAAAAAUGAAAGCAAUGGAGUAGGUACCAGUGCAGGAAGUAGUAAACCUAGCAGCCUACAAAUAACUCCAACCACUGUGAUAGGAACUAGCACAGAAAAGAUCAUUGAGAGCACUGCAAUGGCGACUAGUACAGGAGAGGAAAGAACUGAGUGUGUAUCACAUUCUGAAAAGGGCAGUGAUGCUACAACCACUUGCUCAGAGGAAAGUGAGGUGGCGGCAAUCUGCACAAGCAUAGAGGCUGAUGAAGGUUUUACAACAGGCAUAUGGGUAAAAAGUAGUGAGAGCUGCAGUUUUGUCACAGGAGCAGAUGCUGGUGACUGUACUGUUGCAGCAGCUGAAGAAGGUGGUAGCAGUGUUGUCACUACAGGAUUAGCAGAAAGUGAAAGUUUCCUAACAAGCACAGAAGGAGAAGAAAAUGGUGACUGUACCAUGGUUGAUGCUGAAGAAAGUGAUAAGGUUUCAGUCAAUGCAAGCGGAGUAGAAAUUGAAGACACUGUGAAUAGUGCUGGAGCAGAAGAAAAAGAUGAUGCUGUGACUAGCGCAGGCUCUGAAGAAAAGCGAAAGACCUCAACUUGUGUAGACACAGGCAAACUUGAAAGUUCUGUAUCCUGCUUAGGUGAAGUGGAGAGCGAUGGAGCUGUAACUAGUGCAGGAACAGAAACAGGUGAAGGGUCAACCAGUGGUGACAGUUCAGGUGAAUUUAGGGGCAGUGUGACAGCUGGCCAAGUGAAAGAACAUGAAGGUACUGUGACUUGCACAGGUGCAGAAGAAAGAGGUCAUAACUUCAUAAUCUGCGCUGUGAGUGGUACAGAUACCCAAGGAGAAAGCACUGUGACUGGUGCAUGUACUGCAGUGGUCACAAACAACAGUGCCUCUACUGGAACUGGUGGUGACAAAUCCGAGGAUACUGUAAAUGGUGAAAGCGCAGUGACCAGCACAGGCAUAACUCCAGAAGAUGAUGCAGUCUGCACAGGGCUAGAAGACAGCAAUGAGGGAUUUGCAGUUUGUUUAGAAGCUGAAAAAUGUGAAAGCCUAAUGGACAGUAUAAGGGCAAAGGAAGAAGCCAAUAUCACUACAGUCAGUGUAGGUCUAUGUGAUGAUGAGGGAUUUGUGACUAGUACAGGCUCAAAAGAAGAGGAUGAAGAGGGUGAGGACAUUGUGACCAGUACGGGAAGAGGAAAUGAAGAAAAUGAGCAUGCUUCUACUUGUACAGGAAUGGAAAGUGAAAAUGCACUAAUUUGUAUAGAUGCCGAAGAAGGUGAAAGUUCCAUUAUCUGCAUAGUUGCCGAACAAAUGGAAGCUGAGUCAGGAGUGGCUGGCACAAAUACAAAUAAGCUUACUAUUGACAGCAUGACAAGUGCAGAGAAAGAAGCCAAUUCUGGCACGAGCUGUAAAAAUGAUAAGGGGAUUGUUGAAAGCAGCAUAACCAGUGCAGGUGCUGCAAAUGAGAGUGUCUUGGCAGCACAUACAGCAAAGCAUGAAGGUACCUUGCUUCCCGUAGUUGCUGAGGAAUGUGAGGGUCCCAUGACGAGUGCUAUGGCCAUGCAAGAUAAGGCCCAGUUUGGUGCUGAAGACAAACAUGAGAAUGCCAUGACUUCCUUUGACAGCAGAGAACUUGAUGCCUCUGUAAGUAGUGUAGUUCCAAAGGAAGAUGAGACUCUUAUUCCUGGUGAUAGAGAAGUAAAAGUAAAAGGUGAUAUCAUCUCUACUAGUACAGUGGAAGAUGCUCCCUUACAUUCAGCAGUGGAUGCUGAAGAAGGUCCACUUGCUAUUGGAAGAGCAAAUGAAAACAGGGAAAGCUCUAUGAUCUUAACAGACCCUGAAGACACAGAGGUGCCUAUGCCCAGUACAGCUACAGAGCUUAAAGAGUGUGUGCACAGUUUUAGCAGUAAGCUGGAGAAAGAUGAGUGCACUAUGAUUUCCACCAGUAUUGUGGAGGAAUUUGAGACUCCUAUGUCAAGUGCAGCUGUUGAAUGUGAUGGUCAGCUCUCCUCUGUGAAAACAGAAGAAAUAAAUGAGAAUGCUAUGGUUUCUGUAGAUAUGGAAAUAUAUGAGGUUCCCAUGCCUAGUGAAUCCAGUACAGGAGGAGAUGAUGAUGAUGAUGAAAGUCAUCCAACUGCUAGUGGUAAGGAAGAAAAAGAUGAGUGUGCUAUGAUUUCCACAAGUGUUAUGGAAGAACAGGUAAUUGUAAUGUCAGGUGAAGUCACAGAAGAGGCAAUUCAACACCUGUCAGACACAGAGUCAAAAAAUGAAACAGUAAUCAUCUCUACAAGUACAACAGAAUGUUUUGAAGCUCCUGUGUCAAGUGUAGCUAUGCAAGAUGAAAACAAACUCGCUGCUUCAGAAACAGAGGGAAGAUACGAAGCUGCUAUGAUCACUACAAGCAUGACAGAAGAAUGUGAGAUAGUCCUGAUCAGUGCAGCACCACAAGCUGAAAGUCAGCUCAUUGUAGCAGGAGAAGAAAAUACCAUUCUUUCUCCAAAUGCAUCAGAGGAAUGUAAGAUUGUGGAGACCACUGCAGCUGUAGAUGAACAGUUUGGACUAGCUGCUUUUGAUGCAGAUGGGAAAAACAAAGGUUCUGUGAUUUUUGUGGGAGAAUGUGGAGCUCCUGUGCUAAGGGUCGCCACCGACAAUGAAGAUCAACACACUGCUUCAAGUGAAGGAGACAAGGAGGAGGGAGCAGUGAUCACCCUGAGCACAAUGGAAGAAUGUGAUAGUCUCUUCACCUUCACAGUCAUAGAAGAAAGUCAACUUGCUGCUGAGAGUACAGAAGUAAAAGACAAAAGUGAAGAAAUUUUUAAUACUACUAACCAGAUUGAAUGCAUCCUUUCAUCUACAGGCCCAGAGGAGACCUGUAGGAUUCCCAGCAGGAAUUCUUUGCUUGCCAUUGGUGGGGAGAGUGAGACGCAUGAGAGUGGUGUGGGUGCAGAGUCGGCAGCGCCUCAGACCACAGUAGACAGUGAAAUCACAGAAACUGAUGAAAAUUCAGUGAACCUCAUGAGUGUAGAUGAAGCCCUUUGUGUGGAGAUUAGUACAGAGACUGCUGAGAGUCCUUCUUCAGAGGCACAUGAGGAUGGUGAGCAAGCUGAAGACGUUUUGCACGGGGAUGUUACAUCAGAACUCUCUUCUGUGAUUUCAGAAGCAGUGGUAGAGAGUGAAACUCAGAAGAAUGUAAGCUGUAAAUUGAACUCAAACUUGCUUUUAGAAAGUGACUUUUCUGAAAUAAGGACUCCCCUGCCUAAGGCACAGGCUCUUUCUUUAGUUUCUGCAAACAAAGUGACUGUAAACACCGAUCAUGGUGAAGUAACAAUAGAAGCAGAAUUAGGGCAGAGAAGUGACCUCCCUUUGUUACAUGUAGAAGAGCUAUGUGGCAGUGGUGAUAAAACGAACUUGGUCAAAAUAGAUGAUACUGCCAUUGAAGUUACUUUUCAAAAAAGUAAUGCAGGCAAUAAUGCAACUUUACCAAAGUUGGCAGAAGAACUAGAAUUUGAAAGUAACUUGAGAACUGACAAGUCACAACAGCCUGAAAGUGCAAGAAGUGAAGAGGGAUGUGUGGAUCUUCCUACUAAAGAAUUGCAAAAAGAUUUGCUGCAGAGGAAUGUUGCUUUAGAAAGAGAAACUUCUCAUGUGGAAAAUGUGGAUACCCAGAUAACUGAAGAACAUAGAUCUAGAGGAAUACAAUGUAAAUCUUCAGAAACAACAGGUAAAGAAAAAUGCAACCAGCUGAUUGCUCAGGAUGUAAAAAAAGAUGAACAAAGUCAGUGUUCCAAAACAAAACCUGAUAACAUGAAGGACGUUAUUUCAGGUGAUACAGCAGAAGUGUCCAAAGAAAUUGUUGUAAUGUGUACACCUCCUAAAGGUACUGCAGAAGAAAAAGAUGAAUUUAGCAUCGAAGAAGAAAUGUCUGAAAAUAAAAAGCACUGUGUAGAACUAAAUGAAAAUUCUCCAGAGGAAAAUCAGCCUGUAAUAGUGAAAAGGAAAAGGGGACGGCCUCGUAAAUACCCUCUUGAAGCAGUACAACCUGGUGGUGGGGAGUCAAAAGCUGAUAUGAGCACUGGGAAUCUGCAGUUUUCUACCUUUGCAAGUAGAGGGAAAACACCUCAAAUAGGUACAGAUGUAUCCGAUAAGAAAGAAACAACAAAUGAAGAUGAAGCUGAGAAGGCAGAAAUGGCUGUGCGUAAAAGGGGAAGAAAGUCCAGACGUUCUCUGGUUCAGUCAGAGGAAACUGAAACACUGGAGCCAGAGAAAAAACGUCAGAAAUUGUCUUCUGAAGAUGAACUCAAAGAGCAAGAGGAAGCUGAGGAAGAAGAUGGUGAGGAAGAUGAUGAUGCAUAUUCCAGGGCCACAACUAGAUCAGCCACAAGAUUAGAGGCUCAAAGAAAACAACCCAGCAAGCCAACCACACGUGCAACUUCUAAAGGCAGCAGUCCAAGUUCAGUUUCUCCUAGAAAACGACAGAAACUAGCAACUAAAAAAAGAUCUCCAAGUGAUACAAAAAUUAAUAAAUCUCCUCCAUUGACACAGUUAAAGGCGCAGUCUGCAAAGCGUAAAAGGGAGGACAGCCCAACAGUGGUACGGAGAAAAGGCCAGCAGAAAACAGAGGAAACACCAGUAAAGAAAGCAAAACGAUAAUCUCUACCAGCUAGUACUCUUCCUGAAAAAGUCAAAAGGAAGAAAAACAUCUGUGCUUCUAUUUUUUUUAAAGCAAAGGGAUUUGCACGUGCUUGUUUCAGAGCUCUAAGUUAAACAAUGCAGUACUUUUAAGUUACAUUUUAAACAGCUUUAUAAACUAUUGUUUAUACAGAAUAUUAUGUACAUUUAUUUCAGAUGAAAAAUAAGUUUACUUUGUAUCUGAAUGAAAAACAAAGUAGUUAUAUAUUUUAUCACUGACUUGGAAAGUUGGAGUUUCCCAAUGUGACAUGCUAAUGCAAAUGCUUCCAACCCAUAAGGCACACAUGUGCCUACUAAUACACUUUGUACAUAAACUUGUAAAAAUAGGUUGUAUUUUACUCUGUGUAUGAAUCUAAUCGAUGAUGGACAUUUUAUUUAUUAUAUGGAAAGCAUUGGUCUGUAAACUUUAGUAUAUACCUUAGGGUUUUUUAAUUAUAUAUUUUACAUUCUAUGCAGAUGUCAGUAGGAAACUUCCCCUCUGCUCCCCCAGGACUGUCUAAAGUCUGAAGUUCUCUAAAAUAUGCUCAGACAGUUGGUAAAGUAUUUUUCUCGCAUGCGUUAAAGUAGUUUAGCAUAGUGAAGGGGACUUGGUUCCUUUCUGUUCACAUUUGUGACAAAGUAUGAAAUUUAAAAUGUAAUCUAACUAGAUUAUAUUUUCACUUGUAAAUUUACUACCGACCUCAAGAAGUAAAUAGUAUUAGGUUAGAUUUAUUCACAGCCAACACCACCCUAAAAUGAAACAGUUUUAUUUUGCAACUAAACAGCUGUUCUUUCAGUAUUUGUCUUUUUCAACAAAGAGGGACCCAUUGAAAUCAAAUGUCACUUCUCCUAACUAUAGAGCUUCAGCAUUUUAUGUUACAUUUUAUACACAGGUAUUAAAAACAGAACCUGGUAUUAUUGCCAGAAUCUUUUUUUAAUGUAUAUUAACUCUGGUAAGAGCAAAUGUUCAAGUGAAGUUGUAUAUAAAGUUAAACUUUUCAUAUGAUCAAAUGUGUCUCUUGUUAUGAUGUGAUGAAUUGCCAAACAAUCUGAGAUUAUUUUAAGUGUUUUGUUGAUAUUCUGGUUUAUAAUUAAAAAAUAUUUUGGGGGUUGGAAUUUUACUUUUUUUUUUUCUUUAUUUCUCUUUUUUUUGUGAGGUUUUUUUGAACUUGUUGUAAGGCAGAUGUUUCCGUCAGAUAUUCUGCUAGGUUUCUUACUGAGAUUUUUAUAUAAAAAUUAUAAAAUGUUUG
Messenger RNA from Chiroxiphia lanceolata (lance-tailed manakin), 10340 nucleotides. It is a transcript of the gene BOD1L1, whose product is annotated as biorientation of chromosomes in cell division 1 like 1. Bases 1 to 9072 code for a protein of 3023 amino acids. Lineage: Eukaryota; Metazoa; Chordata; Aves; Passeriformes; Pipridae. The record is from RefSeq and is a predicted model, not a curated record. The transcript has 25 exons.